AUGGCUAUGGAAGACCCUGACAAGAAGACUGAAGUAGUACUGCUGGCCUGUGGGUCCUUCAAUCCCAUUACCAACAUGCAUCUAAGGCUGUUUGAGCUGGCUAAAGACUACUUUCACGAAACAGGAAAAUACAAAGUAAUCAAAGGAAUAAUUUCACCAGUAGGUGAUGCAUAUAAGAAGAAAGGUCUGAUCAGUGCACAUCACCGAGUAACUAUGGCAAAACUAGCUACAAAAGACUCAGAUUGGGUGGAAGUUGAUGAUUGGGAAAGCAGCCAGAGUGAGUGGUUGGAAACACUAAAAGUUUUAAGGUACCAUCAUCAAAAGCUUUUAUCUCCUGGUCCCACUAAUAGUCUGCAGAAUGCUAUACCUUUAACAAAGCCAGGACGGAAGAGGAAACAGGAACCAAAUAGGCAUGACCCCGUUAAAAAGAAAAAUCAGAGUCCAGAUAUAAAAAGUGUCCCACAGGUUAAGCUGCUUUGUGGAAGUGACAUGCUGGAAUCUUUUGGGAUCCCCAAUCUGUGGAAGUCGGAGGACAUCACUGAAAUUGUGGAAAAUCAUGGCCUCGUAUGCAUCAGUAGGGCUGGAAACAGUGUUCAGAAAUUCAUCUAUGAAUCUGAUAUUUUGUGGAGGCAUAAGAAUAACAUUCACCUUGUGGAAGAAUGGAUCACAAAUGACAUUUCCUCCACCAAGAUUAGGAGAGCACUGCGGAGGGGUCAGAGCAUUCGUUACCUAGUGCCUGAUGUAGUUCAAGCAUACAUAGAAAAAAAUAAGCUGUAUAGUCCAGAGAGUGAGGACAUGAAUGCUGGGGUUGUCUUGGCUCCCUUACAGAAACAUGCAAGUGAUUCCAAGAACUAA
Messenger RNA from Pelecanus crispus (Dalmatian pelican), 855 nucleotides. It is a transcript of the gene NMNAT1, whose product is annotated as nicotinamide nucleotide adenylyltransferase 1. NCBI's taxonomy places the organism in Eukaryota, Metazoa, Chordata, Aves, Pelecaniformes, Pelecanidae. Gene Ontology annotation, cellular component: nucleus. The record is from RefSeq and is a predicted model, not a curated record. Gene Ontology annotation, biological process: NAD+ biosynthetic process. Gene Ontology annotation, molecular function: nicotinamide-nucleotide adenylyltransferase activity; nicotinate-nucleotide adenylyltransferase activity.